Dicrocoelium dendriticum is the source of this 318-nucleotide messenger RNA. The record is from the annotation of a GenBank genome assembly. Lineage: Eukaryota; Metazoa; Platyhelminthes; Trematoda; Plagiorchiida; Dicrocoeliidae.
CUGGGGGGGGGGGGGGGGGGGGGGGGGGGGGGGGGGGGGGGGGGGGGGGGGGGGGGGGGGGGGGGGGGGGGGGGGGGGGGGGGGGGGGGGGGGGGGGGGGGGGGGGGGGGGGGGGGGGGGGGGGGGGGGGGGGGGGGGGGGGGGGGGGGGGGGGGGGGGGGGGGGGGGGGGGGGGGGGGGGGGGGGGGGGGGGGGGGGGGGGGGGGGGGGGGGGGGGGGGGGGGGGGGGGGGGGGGGGGGGGGGGGGGGGGGGGGGGGGGGGGGGUUGGGGGGGGGGGGGGGGGGGGGGGGGGGGGGGGGGGGGGGGGAGGGGGGUGA